This is a messenger RNA of Dama dama (fallow deer), 4415 nucleotides long. It is a transcript of the gene CLSPN, whose product is annotated as claspin. Lineage: Eukaryota; Metazoa; Chordata; Mammalia; Artiodactyla; Cervidae. The record is from RefSeq and is a predicted model, not a curated record. The transcript is spliced from 25 exons. Bases 120 to 4136 code for a protein of 1338 amino acids. Gene Ontology annotation, biological process: activation of protein kinase activity; mitotic G2 DNA damage checkpoint signaling; mitotic DNA replication checkpoint signaling. Gene Ontology annotation, molecular function: anaphase-promoting complex binding.
GGGCGCGAAAGCUCGAACGCCGCUGCCUGGCUGGAGACGGCGGGAGCGGCUGCGUCCUGACGGGUAAGGGAACUGGGGACCUGUUUCAUCUCGAGCGGCGCGCUGAGGAGGUCGGGGUCAUGACGGGUGAAGUAGUUUCCGAGGUUCACCUAGAAAUCAAUGAUUCAAAACUCAUUUCACAAGAGGAAACAGACAGUCCUUCAGACAGUGGACAAGGCAGCUGUGAAACAAUUGGGCCCUUGAGUGAACAAGAUUCAGAUGAAGAGAUAUUUGUGAGCAGGAAAUUGAAAAGCAGGAAGGUACUACAAGAGAGUGAUUCUGAAAGAGAAGACCCAGAUGUGUCUCCAGAGGAAACUGCCUAUGACGAUGCUGAAGAGGAAGAUAAAGAGAACCUGUAUGCUGGAAAGAAGGGAAAAGUCAGAAGGAUUUAUAAAACUCUGGCGGACAGUGAUGAAAGUGACAUUGAGGAGUCUUUAUGUCAGGAGAAUUCUGAAACCCAAGUGACACCUUGCUUAGAGCUGGGUCUCCAGUCUGAAAACUCUGUGGACUUUACAGUUGACAGAAAGAUUUCCAAAAAGCCCAUUUGUGGUAGAGAAGGAAUUGGAGGAAAAGCAAAAGUAAAAUCAAAGCGAAGACUUGAGAAAGAAGAGCGAAAGAUGGAAAAAAUUAGGCAGCUGAAAAAGAAGGAAACAAAAGAUGAGGAAGAUGAUGUGAAACAGCCAUUUAAUGACAGUGGCUGUCUACUUGUGGAUAAAGACCUUUUUGAAACUGGGUUGGAGGAGGAAAAUCACUCUCCGUUAGAAGAUGAAGAGUCGUUAGAAUCAAUAAGGGCGGCUGUGAAAAAGAAAGUGAAGAAGCACAAGAAAAAAGAACUGUCUUUGGAGAGUGGGGUCUAUUCAUUUGAAGAAGAAACUGAGUUGUCAAAAGGCACCACGAGGAAGGAAAGAAAGGCAGCCAAAUUAAGUAAGGAAGCAUUAAAAAUGUUGCAUAGUGAGACUCAGCGCCUUAUUCGAGAGUCUGCACUUAAUCUUCCAUAUCACAUGCCCGAGAAUAAAACCGUUCAUGAAUUCUUCAAACGUAAACCCCGGCCCACUUGCCAGGGAAACGCCAUGGCGCUCCUGAAGUCCACUAAGUAUCAGGCAAGCCAUCACGAAGAAACCAUAGAUACUGAAAAUACAACUGCGGUGAGUGGUGACCACAGCAAAGACUCUGCGCAGACAACAGGUGCGGGAUGUGAAAUGGAAAUUAACGCACUCCCUGCGGUUUCAAAGGAACCCCAGAUCACUACUGAAUCCCAUGAGCCUUGCGGUAAAGAUUUGACAGGAAGUGAGGAGCUAGAAAUUCCCGAGAAACAGGAGCAAAGUGAUGCUAGACCUUCACCUGGGGACAUCUCGGUGGCACAGCAAGAAUGCGGCGUCCUGGGGAACAAGGACAGUGAGGACUGUCAGACUGAAGGGCUUGUGGCACCUGAACCUCAUGGCCUAGAGGAAGAAAAAGGCCUGAGAAAAACAGAAGAAGCUGAUGAGAAAGCGGAAGAGCCCAGCCAGCAAAAUGAAUCAACAGCAGCGGUGCCACCUGAAAAAGCGAGGCGGUUCACUGUGGAUAGACUUAAGCAACUGGGAGUAGAUGUUUUCGGUAAACCUCGGCUGGGUGCUGACAGAGAUUCCUUUGUGAUACUUGAAGAACCUGAAACCAACAGAGAACUGGAAGCCUUGAAGCAGCGUUUCUGGAAGCAUGCUAAUCCAGCAGCCAAACCCAGGGCUGGUCAGAAGGUGAUUGUGAACAUCAUAGUGAAAGAUGUGGGCACUGACGGGAAGGAAGAGCUCAAGGCAGAUGUGGUGCCCGUGACUUUGGCAGCUGAGAAGCUGGAUGGGGCAAGCCACACAAAACCAGGGGAAAAGCUUCAGGUGCUGAAAGCUAAACUUCAAGAAGCAAUGAAACUCCGAAGGUUGGAGGAGCGUCAAAAACGCCAAGCAUUACUCAAGUUAGAUAAUGAGGAUGGAUUUGAGGAGGAAGAGGAGGAGGAGGAGGAAGAAGAAAUGACAGAUGAGUCCGAGGAAGAUGGAGAAGAGGAGGGAGAGGAAGCCUUAGAGGAAGAAGAGGAGAAAGAGGAGGAAGAGGAGGAAGAAAGCAAUGAGGAGACUGCAGAAUUCCUUCUCGGUGGUGAAGAGAUAGAAACCAAAGAUGAGAAAGAAAUAGAUAAAGAAAACAAUGAUGAUGGCAGUGGUGAAAUUGGCAAGUCAGUUGGCCUCUCUGUCCCCAAGCCUCUCUCAUCGGAUUCUACCUUCCUUCUAUUCAAGGACAGCUCUUCCAAGAUGGGUUACUCUCCUAGUGAAGAAAAAUCAGAAAUAGAUGAAAACUCAGGCAAAAGACCUAGCAAAUUAGAUGAAGAUGAUUCAUGCUCAUUACUGACAAAGGAGAGCAGCCACAAUAGCAGCUUUGAGCUGAUAGGCUCCACACUUCCAUCCUAUCAGCCUUAUAACAGACAAACAGGCCGUGGGACCAGUCUUUUCCCUACAGCAGGAGGAUUCAGAUCUCCUUCCCCAGGGCUAUUUCGAGCCAGUUUGGUCAGUUCAGCCUCUAAGAGUUCAGGAAAGCUGUCUGAGCCUUCACUUCCCAUAGAGGAUUCCCAAGAUCUGUAUAACGCCUCCCCAGAACCUAAGACACUUUUCCUAGGAGCAGGAGACUUCCAGUUCUGCUUAGAAGAUGACACUCAGAGCCAACUGUUGGAUGCAGAUGGGUUCUUAAAUGUUAGAAACCACAGGAAUCAGUACCAAGAUUUGAAGCCUCGGUUGCCAUUGGCCAGUAUGGAUGAGAAUGCCAUGGAUGCCAACAUGGAUGAACUGUUGGAUUUGUGUACUGGAAAGUUUGCAUCUCAGACUGAAAAGCCUCUGCCUGGGAAGAGUGACAAGAAAGAGAACAUGGAGGAACUUCUGGAUCUUUGUUCAGGAAAAUUUACUUCUCAGGAUGUCUCUACUCUGGAUCCAUCAGAGUUAAAUAAGCAGGAGAAGGAGAGUAGCCUGGGUGAUCCAAUGGAAGAAGCACUCGCUCUUUGCUCAGGCUCUUUCCCAACAGACCGGGAAGAAGAAGGUGAAGAGGAGGAAUUUGGAGACUUUCGGCUUGUCCCAAAUGAUAAGGAGUUUGAUAGUGAUGAGGAUGAACACAGUGAUUCUGACAAGGAGGACCUGACACUGGAAGACCAUGAAGAUGAUGAUGAGGAAGACCUCCUGCAGCAAUCGGAGAAGUCAAAAAGGCAAAUGAGAUUGAAGAAGUACCUGGAGGAUGAGGCAGAGGUGUCAGGGAGUGACAUGGGAAGUGAAGAUGAGUAUGAUGGGGAAGAGCUUGAUGAAUAUGAAGAGGAUGUAAUUGACGAAGUACUUCCUUCUGAUGAGGAACUACAGCGUCAAGUCAAGAAAAUACACAUGAAAACAAUGUUAGAUGAUGAUAAACGCCAGCUACGUUUGUACCAAGAAAGGUACCUUGCUGAUGGGGACCUGCACAGCGAUGGUCCUGGACGAAUGAGGAGAUUCCGAUGGAAAAACAUAGAUGAUGCUUCCCAGAUGGACUUGUUCCACAGAGACUCUGAUGAUGAUCAGAUUGAAGAACAGCUUGACGAGACGGAAGCCAGAUGGAGAAAGGAGCGAAUUGAACGAGAGCAGUGGCUUCGGGACCAUGCACAGCAGGGGAAAAUUGCAGCUGAAGAUGAAGAAGAGAUUGGGGAAGACAGUCAGUUUAUGAUGCUGGCCAAGAAGGUUACAGCCAAAGCUCUGCAGAAGAAUGUCAGUCACACUGUGGUUAUUCAAGAAUCAAAGUCUUUAUUCAGAAAUCCUUUUGAAGCCAUCAAACCGGGAAGUGACAACCAGCUGAAGACAGGCUCACUGCUCAACCAGCCCAAGGCUGUGCUUCAGAAACUGGCUGCCCUCUCUGACCUCAACCCCAGUGCUCCCCGAAAUUCAAGAAACUUUAUCUUCCAUACACUUUCUCCUGUCAAGGCUGAGGCAGCAAAGGAAUCAUCUAAACCUCGGGUACGGAGAAGGGGUCCGUCUUUAAUGACAUCCACUUCACCUAAGCGCCUCAAAACAGAUGAUAGUACUUCAGAAUCGAAGCAAAGCAUCUUCCGUUACUUGGAAAGCUAACACUACGAGGGCGCCAGCACCUCUCUUGGGACUCCACUGAGAAGUAUCUGGCACUGAAGGCUGGAAUUGCUGCUCACGUGGAUGAUCCCCACUUCCUUCACAAUCAGUGCAUUAAGAUUGAGAACAGAGAUUCCAGUUCUUUCCACCGUGUGGCUCUGGACAUCUCUUUCCUAGUAUUACUUCCUGGGUUGGCCACUAACAAUUCUGUAGUGUUUACAACAGCCACUUAUGGGAUACCUGGGUGUCCUCCAUUAAAUAUUUGACAUUUUACCCUAGCAA